GUCGUUGCGUGAUCUCGACUCCCUGCCUGUGCUGCUUCUGCAGAAAGGCAAUACCCACUUAUGGAAUGAUCAGGGGUGCAUUAUUCCGUGAUUGUAUUUAUCUCUUGAGGACAACGCCUACUUCAAAGUAGGAACUUUUAUUUUGGCGUGAAUUCACUAAUCAAAAUCCCGUGUUAAAAUAUUUGGAAGGCGGUAGGUACAUACCUACCAGUAGGUUCUGGCAACGCAAUACGUCAUCAGAGUCCGAAUCGGAACAUUGAUCAACUAAAUUCGGCUCUUCGGCCUAUUCCAUAAAAAAGAUUAAAAAUGUAUGAUGUAAGUUAUAUAUGAACUCGUGAUUGCUCUUUACAUACCUAGUAGUCCAAACACGAAUUUACCUAUGAAUUCUUUUGGUUAUUUUAGAAAGGGCGAUAAUGUCUAGUAGUAAAGACGAGGACGAUUCUGAACACUCUCGUGGCCGAUCAUCAGUCCCAGAUGCUGAUUCCCCUGCUACCGGACCCGACUGGGGGUUGUCUGAUUGCGAAUGCCCCCAGACGGAAAAGUAUCACGACGGCCAUCGGCCAUGUACUCUCGAUCAGCGUCCGUCGCAGGUACGCACAACCGGUCGGGAUGAUCUAAAUGGACCCUCAAGAUCCCUUUCACGAACGGUCUCCCGUCGGGAUAACGUACUAUCACGGGUGCGCUCCAGGCCAACUAUUCCACCAUUCAGCCACCCUCUCGCGAAGGUCAAAACAGGCCAAGACUGUCUCGUCGACUUCGAUGGGCCGGAUGAUCCCUACCGCCCGGUAAACUGGCCGCGACAUAAGAAAGUGGCGACCACGCUCCUCUACGGCUUAGUCACUAUGACCGCCACCUGGGCCUCCUCAUCCUAUUCCGCAGGCACGGCGCAGAUCGCCGAACAGUUCCACGUCGGCGAGCAAGUCGCCACGCUAGGCACAACUCUCUUCCUCCUUGGCUUCGGCAUAGGACCCCUGCUUUGGGCACCGCUGUCAGAAGUUUAUGGAAGACGUGUGGCGGUACUCACGCCCAUGUUCAUCUCCAUAUGCUUCUCGUUCGGAGCCGCGACUGCCAAGGACUUUCAGACUCUCAUGCUGAUGCGGUUUUGGGGCGCCAUCUUCGCCUCGGCGCCGGUCACGAAUACCGGUGGUGUACUUGGAGACCUGUUCACGCCGGCUUAUCGAGGUAUUGCAAUGGCGGGAUAUGCGAUGGCUGUUGUUGGCGGACCUACCGUAGGCCCUAUCGUAUCAGCCGCCGUCGUGGCACAGCCAAAUUACGGUUGGCGCUGGACCGAAUACACGACCGGGAUGAUACAGUCCCUUGUUCUAUUCUUCGCUGUUAUCUUCAUCGACGAGACAUAUCCGCCCAGACUUCUUGUUACUAAGGCGCGCCGACUGAGGUUCGAGACAGGUAACUGGGCACUCCACGCGAAGUUCGAGGAAUGGGAUGUAAGCAUUAUGGAGCUCUCGAGGAAGUUUCUCGUCCGUCCCAUCCAGUUGCUCUGUACACCUAUCUGCUCCUUGAUCGCUCUAUAUGCCAGUUUUUGCUACGGCAUCCUCUACAUGCAACUCGGAGCAGUUCCCAUCAUAUUCGGAGAAGUCAGAGGAUGGUCAAUAUUGUCAGCCGAGCUACCCUUUUUAGCUCUCCUCCUCGGCUCGCUUACCGGCGCAGGCAUAAAUAUGUCCAACCAGCUCUAUUACAAUAAGGCCUACCAUGCAGUCGGUGAUAAGCCUGUUCCCGAGAAGAGACUACCUCCGAUGAUGUUAGGAUCCGUGCUUUUCGCGACGGGCCAAUUCAUUACCGGCUGGACAGCGGACCCGGCUGUUGCGCAUUGGAUUGUCCCUGUCAUCGGGUUAUACCUUUCCGGAUGCGGCUUCAAUACGAUCUUCCAGGCCGCGCUCAACUAUCUCGUCGACACAUUUCAGAUGUAUGCAGCGAGCGCUGUGGCUGCGAAUACGUUUAUGCGAAGCUGCUUUGCGGCCGCCUUCCCCCUCGUCGUCACGCCCCUUUAUCAUAACAUCGGAGUCGGGCCCGGGUCGAGCAUAUUCGCGGGGUUUGCGUGCUUGCUUAUGCCGGUGCCUUACGUCUUCUACUUCUUCGGAAAGAGGAUAAGGGCCGCUAAUAAAUGGAGCAGGAACAGCGUGUUUUGAAAAGUUCUUGAGAGUUGCAUGGCAACGGCGUUUGGGGACGCAGCAUCAUAACGAAGAGCAUGAGCCAUUACUAACUCGUACAUACCUAUUUAAUCAGCAGCUGAUAGAUAUAGCAUUUGCCAUACAUAAUAUCACUUCAUAGAAUCCUUGGACUAUCUUAUGCA
Messenger RNA from Annulohypoxylon truncatum, 2311 nucleotides. Its product is annotated as polyamine transporter 1. The record is from RefSeq and is a predicted model, not a curated record. The transcript has a single exon. Gene Ontology annotation, biological process: transmembrane transport. Gene Ontology annotation, molecular function: transmembrane transporter activity. The coding region runs from base 414 to 2147 and encodes 577 amino acids. NCBI's taxonomy places the organism in Eukaryota, Fungi, Ascomycota, Sordariomycetes, Xylariales, Hypoxylaceae.